Molecule: messenger RNA, 5945 nt
Organism: Lucilia cuprina (Australian sheep blowfly)
Lineage: Eukaryota; Metazoa; Arthropoda; Insecta; Diptera; Calliphoridae
Gene: OtopLc
Product: proton channel OtopLc
Exons: 7
Coding region: 175-4725 (1516 amino acids)
Biological process (GO): proton transmembrane transport
Cellular component (GO): membrane
Molecular function (GO): proton channel activity
Source: RefSeq, a predicted model, not a curated record
AAAAAUAAACGAAACUUUGGUAAAGAGAAAAAGUACAAUAAAACAAAUAUAUGUAUAUGAAACUUUACAAAAGAAAACAAAACCUAUUUUCUAUUAAACUUUAAUAAAAAAGUGUGUGUUUCGUUAAAACUAUAAAUAAGAAGAAAAAGUGUAGAACUUAAGUUUUAAGAAAAUAUGGAUAGUUCUCCAGAUCUAUCCUUAAAGUUAAGGCGCGGUUCGAGUGAUUCUCGUGAUAACUUCUAUAUGGAUUUUGCUCAAGGUAUUGAUUCGGAUAUCGAAGAAGUGGAUAAUACAGCACCUACUGCACCACCUUUACCUUUGGUAGAUGAAUUGGAUUAUGCCAGUAUACCACCUCCACCGCCUCCUAUGAUGGCCUCAGUACAACAACCUCAAACUUUGCCAACUUUAAGUGAACACGAUGAUUUGCCACCUACACCACCACCUCAAAACACAGUAUUACCCUCACCACCACCUUCACCAACAUCGUCGGUGUUGGAAAUGAUGCCGCCACCACCCAUAACACCGCCAGCACAAAUGAAUCGCAAACAAGUGCAGCCACCCUCACCACCUCUGGAAACAGAGGAUGAGGAAGACGAAGAGGAUGAGGCGGAAGAUGGUGAAGAAGCCGAUGUAGAGGAAACUCCUGAUGAAGAGCCUGAAGACACUGAACCCGAGGCUCAAAAGAAUGGUGUUAAUGGUGACGAAGAUGGUGACGAUGAUGAUGAAGAUCCUCCACCACUACCAGCUCAUUUGUCUUAUGAACAAAAUCAAGAUGAUGACGAUGAUAAUAAUUUACCACAACCAAUGCAGGGACGUACACCCUCUACUUCGCCCUCGCCACCGGUAACACCACCACCAUGUCCCGAAUUGACUUCAAUACAAAAGAUAGUUUCACCACCUCCACAACAUGUCUCGCAAAUACCACCACUGACACCACCCUCCGAAAGUGAUCAAUCCCAACCAAAUUCCCCACCACCAGUACCCCGACAUACCACAAAUAUUAUGCCUUCGACUCCACCACCACCACCCGAAUGUGAUACAGUAGAUGACGAACAGCCACCUACACCACCACCUGAAUUCGGUCAAACCGAAGAAGAACCAGAACCAGAAGAAGAAGUAGAAGAAGAGGUGGAAGAUGAGGAGAAACCUGAACAAGAAAUAGAUAUAUCAGGAACUGGUGAUAUUCCUACUAUGGAUUUGGUACAAGAAGUUUUAAAGGAAGCUGCCAAACAAGCUUUGGAAGGUGACGAAACUAAAUCCUCAAAAGAAGACGAUUCUACAACCAUUACCACGCCGCCUAGUAAUGGUUAUUCUGGUUCAUCUAUAUUGCCUCAUCAACCAGAUGAAGAAGAGGAAGAUCCUGAACUAAUGUUAGCUAAUAUACCACCCCCAGCUGGUCUAGAAGAUAAUCCAGAAGAUGAAGAGGGUACCAAGACUCCAGUGUCGGAAACAAAACCCUUGGACUUAGAUGAAUUGUCAUCUGAACAUAUACCACCACCAUUGGAUGAAGGUGAAGAAAUAGAGAAAAAGUCCUCUCUACCCGGUACACCCACAUCACAAGUAUCCCAAAUAUCACAGGCCACACCAACACCUACAAUUUCGGGCUCACCCAAACGAAAAAGUAGCGUUACAAGUGCUGGUGCUGCAAGUGUUGCUGCCAGUGGUAGUCGUGUUCCUAGUCGCAGUGGUAGUCGCAGUGGCAGUCGUAGCGGAAGUCGCACUGCAAGUCGUACUGGCAGUAUACGGGGAGGAGCUGGUGGCAGUAUAGGCUCCCGAGCUGGUAGCAUAGCUGCUGCUUCGGUUGCCUCAGCAGCUGCUUCUAUUGUAUCAGCCUCGCAAUCUAUAAAGGCUGAGGUUAUAACAUCACCACCUCACUCGAUUAAAUCGAUAAGAAGUCCUCCUGGUUCCAUUCGUUCACACACUUCAAAACCUAGUCCUUCACCCUCACAGAAAAGUCAACCGGCAGUACUGGCUAUGUCAUCGCCACCAGCAUCAAUUGGUGAUGCACGUGUUCAAAGUCCUCAAGAAGGAGAUAGUCCACCAGCAAUGCCUUCGCCACCUAUAAUGCGCAGUCCACCACAACUGAAAAGUCCACCAUCUAUGCACAGCCCACCAAGAGUUACAAGUCCUCCCAAGGUGUAUAGUCCUCAGUUGAUAAGCAGUCCGCCUAUGCGUAAAGUAGAUGAAAUCGAUGCAGAGAAAGCUGAAAAACCUACCAUUACGGAUUCAUUGCCAUCAACAUCUUCGGCAGCAUCAACCAGUGAUACACCUUUAGCCGCCACAACAACAUCAACAUUUUCUGCUGCUGCUGCUACUACAACAAUUUCCUAUAGGGAUGAACAACAGCAGCAGCAGCCAUCAGCACCAGUUAUUGUAGCUAAUCAAAAACCAGUAGUACGUCAUCAGUUAAGUAGUCAUCAUCACUAUCAUUUACCACAUCAAUUCCAACAUCCUCACCAUCAGAAUCAUCAUACACACAAUCACGGUGUCGUACCAGUUCCAACACCCACAGUACCGGCUUCUUAUACAGCAUCCAGUUUGUUACAAGAAUCCCGUCAUAUGCGAGCCGCUAGUGGCAGUGGUGAUGAAUCGUUAUUAAGACGCCCUGCCUCCUCGCCACCGCCCUCUUCAACUGUGACACCUUCACCAAAUCUUUUAGUUUCGUCGGAGACUGUAUCACAUGACUCUGUGUCGCCGGCCAAGUCAACUGCUCGUAUACGUGAUUCGGGUUCACAGCAUCGUGUGACAAUUGAUGAAUCCAAUUUGCCGGUGGCAUCAUCAUUGAGUGGUGUUUGUGGUGGAGGCGGUGGUGGGGAUGGUGAUGGUUCUGGUCCUCCGUCACCGGGUACAUCGUCACAGCAACAUCUAACUGGCGAUGAACGUCAGACGGGUCAUUUGGCGUUAAUGUAUCAUUCUAGUCAGUUGACAAAUUAUCCAGUAUUACCAGCUAUUAAGAGAACCCAUCGUCCUUCAUUCAUUUAUCCACCAAUGCCGAGAGUUAGAGCAGGUGAUGCUUUGGCAACGUUAUUCUCCGCCCUAUAUGGCAAAAUAUUGGUUGUUAUGGGUAUUGCAUUUCCAAUGGCUGAAGUUAUAUCCACUUAUAUACCACCAUCAUUUUAUGAGGUCUAUUAUUUAUAUCUAUACAUUGGCAGCAUGAUAUUCCUGCUAUUUAUGUAUGCCACUUUGUUAUGGGGUCGUCCUAAAAUACCUGUCAAUAUUGCAUCUCCUACAAAAUUAUCAGCCAAAACACGUUCGACAAGUGCUUCAGAGAGUAUGGAUGAAUCGGAUACGGAUAGUAAUUCCAUGCAUAACAGACGUAUGCCAUCGACAGUACCUUCAGCUAGAAGACCCUCUUUGUUGUCACCUCUAGGACGUCAACACCAUUAUGGCAGUUUUUAUCUACGUAUGGGUGCUGUGGCUUUUGGUAUUGGCAGCAUGAUUUAUUCGGGUUUGGAAUUUGGUCAAUAUUUCGAAUUGAAUCCAGAUACAAAGUGUCAUAAUGUGUUAUUGGCUUUAACACCGGCUACCAGAAUGGCUUUUAUCUUUAUACAAAUGUAUUUUAUAUUUUUGAAUAAUGAGCAAAUCAAAGUUUAUCGUUAUAAAAUCAUAGCCCGUUUCGGUCUAAUGCAUAUGAUUGGCACCAAUUUGGCCGUCUGGCUCAAUGUACUGAUACAAGAAACUAAACACGAAAUCUUAACAUUCUAUAAUGUGGAAAAUCGAACGUUGCGUAUAUCACAUCGUAUACCAGGACACUCUAGGGCUCACUCCAUUUUAGCGCCAUCUGAUCCCAACGCCCUAGUAAGAGUACCUAGAGGUUUAAAGGGUCCUUAUCAAAUAUUCGAAUGUCGUCGUACAAAUAUUUUGGGUACAUUAGUGCAAGAUGCUUCGCCAUUUCUGUUUCCAUGUACUAUUGAAUAUUCAUUGAUAUGUGCCGCUAUAUUGUAUGUUAUGUGGAAGAGUAUAUCAAGGCCUCAGACUCCCAAACCCCAUAGACCAGAUAUGAUUAGCUCACCGGUAAAAAGAUCUCCUCAUCAUUACUCGGUGGAUUGUGCUCGGGCCCAUAAGGGUUUGUUUGUGGGUAUCUUGGUGUUGGUUUUGACUAUUAUAUCUUUGAUAUUAUUCUUCGUUUUGAUAUCAAGACCAGAUUUCGUGGCUCUAGCCGUAAUGGAGGUAACAAUAUGUGAAUUGUUUAUAUAUGGCACAGCGACAAUAGCAACGUUAGUGGGCAUGAUACAAAUAAGACAUUUACAGUAUGAUGCAUUUAGAAGUUUUUCACUGGAUGAUAUUUUAUUGGUAGGAGCACAAACAGGUUCAUUUUUAUACAAUAUUUUUACAGUCAUAGCGGGACAUUUUUCAUUGAGAAGUGAUGAUUGGCUGGUGCCUCUGAAUGCAUUGGCUUCUAUAGUGCAAACAGCUUGUCAGACCAUGUUCAUAUUGGAUGCAAGUCGUCGCCAGGCAGUGACACCCGAACAUAUACGCAAGAAACCCGGUAGAGAAAUUGUCACCUUUAUGUUGGUGGUCAAUUUGGCUAUGUGGGCUAUAAGUACUUUGGAAAAGUCGAGAGCCGAAUCACAUCCCAUACAACUGAAUUUCUAUGGUUUGUGGGCCUGGACCAUUAUUACACAUGUGUCCAUGCCACUAGCCAUAUUUUAUCGUUUCCAUUCGACUGUCUGCUUGUGCGAAAUCUGGAAGAGAGCCUAUAAACUUAAACCGACAUUUAUGUGAGAAUUAGCCCGCGAGCGCAUUGCAAGCAUUGCGCAACAACAGCAAUUUUGUGAAGAUCUUAAAACAAAUUUAUCCUACUGUUACUGUUCAACCACCAUUGUGGAAACAAUUGAAGAAGUGGACAGUAGUGGCAGUAAUAAUGGUAAUGGCAAUAGUAAUGGAAACUCAAAUGGUACGAACACAGCGAAUGGUAAAGCUAAUGCUAACGGUAAAUGUUCUGAAACUGAAACUACAGCCCAAGUUGAAGGUGAAACUGGUUGUGGUACUGGUACAGAAGCUACUGAAGAAGAAGAUUUAGAUACUACCGACAAUGAAACCACAAUCGAAAUCAAACAACAACCGAAGCAGCAGAUUGCAAUAUCGAGAAAAUCAUCGGGUGGUGGUGGCAGUGUGGGCCAACGUGCAUUUUGUCCGGUCUAUAUAAUAAAUGGUGAAUGAGUUUAUAUGCAAUUUGAGUACAUUGAUGCCAUCAGUCAACGUGAACUCACAUUUGUAUGAAUCUUUUCUUUUUUUAUAUAUCUAUAUAUAAACAACAACUAAAACAACAAGCAAUGCUUUCAUUUAUACAUUUUGAAAAACUCAAUAAACUUAGAUAAAUAAAAUCUGACCAAUUUUUAUUUUAAAUUUUAAAAUCUAAAAAAUUUUGAUUAAAAUAAAAUAAAAUAAAGAAGAAAACAUUUUUGCAUUAAACACACAGAUAUUUACACACAAAACACUUUUUGUAAUUGUAGACAACAGUUUUCUUAAUUAAUUUUCUUGAUUUUCUUUCGUAACAUAUCUCUGUUUUAAGAUGAAAAUUAAAUAAGAAAAAUAUUUAAAUAAAAACAUUAAAUGGUUAAAUUAGUUUACUUAAAGAAAUAAGUAAAAAUAGAAAACAAGUAAAAUGUUCAAAUUUAGCUAAAAUACGAUAAUGUCAUUAAAAGAAGAUGAAAAAAUAAAACUGAAAAAGAAAUAAUAAAUUCAUAGUUAACGUAACUCGCAUUACAAGUAAAUGACAAGAAAACAAAAUAAAAAAAUAAUUGAUAAAAUUUGUUGUUCUAAUUAGAUCUCGUAUAAAAAAAAAACCCAAAAGAAAAACCAAAAUAAUGCAUUCGAUAAGAAAAAGAUAAUUGUAGUUAAACUUGUAUAAUCGUAAUUAAACGUUUUUUUCUUUAUUUCUAAUGAUAAUAUUAAAACACGAACACCAGUCAAGCAUUUAAAUUAUUAAAAAUAUAUAAUGA